GACUCUGUUUUCUGGUUUUCUGAUCGAAACGCAUAUUCUCCGGCGAGUUACGGAGGGAAGCUUCUGAGAUUCCCUGUAUUCCGGUCCAUAUUUUGCGAGAACGUCGGGAAGGGCGAAAAUUCUACUGGGGUGUUUCUGGUUGUGAUAUUUUGUCAAUAAAACUGGUGUUUGUAUAGCAAAUCGGAAAAUUUUGGAAUUGGAGGAGAGCAGGGCGGAUGAUUUGCUGGUUUUCUAGACGGUGCUUCUGCACUGCCGCACAACGGCCGUGGCUCUUUGUGGGUUUGGGCAACCCAGGCGAAAAGUACAAAGGGACAAGACACAAUGUAGAAUCCAUCACCAGGUGGGGUUCGACAUGAUUGAUGCAUUUGCUGAGGCACAGGGGAUUGAGAUGAACACUGUUCAUUGCAAGGCUCUUUUUGGACAAGGUUUCGUUGAUGAUGCACCUGUCCUCCUUGCAAAGCCUCAAACAUACAUGAAUUUGAGUGGUGAAUCUGCUGGACCACUUGCCGCCUAUUAUAAGCUGCCUCUUAAUCGUGUGAUAGUGUUUCAUGAUGACAUGACAUUACCAUGCGGAGUGCUUCGUCUUCAAGACAAAGGAGGUCAUGGAAGUCACAAUGGGUAUGAAUGGAUAAAAAUUAUCAUCUUAAUGCUAGAGAAAAUAUUACAUGUAAAGUUACAUUUGAAUUAUCCUUCAAAUAAGUAGGAAUUGACCAAAUGAGUGAAAAAAAGUAGAAGAAAGGUAGAAAAGAAAGAAAUUUAUUGUUGCUACAUAUCCAUUCUGUCAUUCUUUGCAAUAUGUGAGCUGAUCAUCAAUAAGAAAAACUUGCUAUUUCAGUUCGAACCUUUGCUCUCUUAUUAUGUAACUGCUUUGUGGAUGUUACAUACUUCUUAUUAGUUAUUCAGGCUGAAGAGUGUGAUCUAUCAUUUUCGAGGCAACAGAGAAUUUGCUCGGCUAAGAAUUGGUAUUGGAAGGCCACCAGGUCAAAUGGAUCCUAAAGCGUUCUUGCUGCAGAAGUUCAAUGCAACAUCUCGAGAGCGGAUUGAUACUGCCUUACAAGAAGGAGUUGAUGCGCUGAAGCUUCUUUUAUCUAAAGGCUUGACAGAGACUGCAAGAAGUUUCAACCCCCAACAGAAGUACAAACACAUAAGAUUGCAAACGAUGCCACCUUGACUCAUGAAGGAGGAUUUACACAAGCAAAUUUGGAUUUUCCCAACAUGCAGAGUGCUAUGGUGCUGCACAUGUUAAACAUUUUACUUUGUUUUCCGGUUUUGGGGGCAAACAACCACGGUUCACGAGGGAGCAAAAGAAAAAUAGAAAGUUAAAGACAUUUAACCCCUACGUUCCUAUGUAAAAUGAUUUUUACAAUAAGAAUUUGAGAUUUUAGGUUAAGAUAUUUCAAUUUCAAAGACUGAUAUGUCCAGAGGGUUUGGAACUAGAGCGUGUUGUAAAACUUUCUCCAUCUUUUUUGAGAGGACAUUAUUAAACAAUCUUCAGAGGA
Rubroshorea leprosula is the source of this 1499-nucleotide messenger RNA. Lineage: Eukaryota; Viridiplantae; Streptophyta; Magnoliopsida; Malvales; Dipterocarpaceae. The record is from the annotation of a GenBank genome assembly.